Molecule: messenger RNA, 3282 nt
Organism: Seriola dumerili (greater amberjack)
Lineage: Eukaryota; Metazoa; Chordata; Actinopteri; Carangiformes; Carangidae
Gene: nacc2
Product: NACC family member 2
Exons: 8
Coding region: 454-2238 (594 amino acids)
Biological process (GO): regulation of transcription by RNA polymerase II
Molecular function (GO): DNA-binding transcription factor activity, RNA polymerase II-specific; RNA polymerase II cis-regulatory region sequence-specific DNA binding; protein binding
Source: RefSeq, a predicted model, not a curated record
UGCACCUACAGUAACCUGCCAGGUCCCAGCAAAAUGUCUGUGUCUUUAAAAAGAACUCUAUACCGAACGGUGCAUGAUGUCAGGCUGCCUUGCAGUCCGUAUACUGUUCAUGUGAGCGGCGUUCACUUCCUGUAAAGGGACAGAAGCGGGCAGAGAGAGAAAGAGAGAGUGGGAUAGAGAGAUGGGGGACGAGCGGCCAAGAUAGGACUGGAGUGAUAGAGAGAGCCAACGGACGAGGGGGAAACCGGGGCCUGCUUUUCUUUCUUUUUUUUUCCCCUUUUUUUUUUUUAAACACCUCGCAAACUUUAUAGGUUAUCCGAAGAGAAAGCCUGCCACAUCUGCGCCAGCUGACAGCCGCAGUUUAUGGAUUAGCGACAUAUCGGAUGCCUCUCUCAGUAGCGGAGUCUGCAGUGAAUAUCUGAAACCCCAUCUUCCUCUUCCUCUGCGGCCAACAUGUCCCAGCUGCUCCAUGUGGAGAUCCCGAACUUUGGAGCCACAGUUCUGGGCUCCCUUAAUGAGCAGCGCCUGCUGGGACACUACUGCGAUGUAUCCAUCCUGGUCAAAGGUCAGGCGUUCAAAGCCCACCGGGCCGUUUUGGCUGCCAGCAGCCUCUACUUUCGUGACCUCUUCAGCAGCUCCACCAAGACCCAGUUUGAGUUGCCCUCCUCAGUCACACCUGCUUGCUUUGAGCAGAUCCUCACUUUCUGCUAUACAGGGAAGCUAACAAUGGCAGCUAGCGAACAGCUGGUGGUCAUGUACACAGCUGGCUACCUCCAAAUUCAGCAUAUAGUUGAAAGAGGCAUGGACCUAAUGUUCAAAGCCAACUCACCUCACUGUGACUCGCAAACAGCAGGGUCCUUAGAGGAAACAGGAUCCGAACCGCAGAGUCCUUCUAAUAAUGGCAACGGCCUGGCGGUGGCCGCCCUUUUGGGAACCCCGGGCUGGUCUCCAUCCCUACUCUUGCCGCAGCGUAAGAUUAAACUAGAAGGGGGUGACCCGACACCCCUGACAAUACCCUCGACACAAAGCAAGAUUUCGUCUUCAGAGUUGGGGAGUCGACUGGCGAGGGCCAGUUCAUUGUUCUACACAACGGCUGGGGGGACCUCCAUCCCUGGUUUGCCUUCUUACCACCUUCAAGGGGCCGGCGGAGGUGGAGCAGGAGGAGGAGCAGGAGUUGAAAGGUCCAGUCCUGGAGCAUCCAGCUUGCCCACCACUGACAGUCCCACAUCUUACCAGAAUGAGGAUGAGGAGUUUGAGGAAGAGCCCUAUGACGGGAUCACAGAGGAUGCCUACAGUCAUCUCUAUGGACGUUCAGCUAACCCCUAUGGGAUCCAGGACAAGCCAGAGAUGGCAGCGGUGCCCUUGGCCUUGGAGAACCGCAACUGUGUGCUGAUCCGCCGGGACCUGGUGGCGCUGCCUGCAAGCCUCAUCAGCCAGAUAGGCUAUCGCUGCCACCCUAAGCUCUACACAGAGGGGGACCCUGGGGAGAAGCUGGAAUUGGUAGCUGGUACGCAGGUGUUCAUGACCCGAGGCCAGCUGAUGAACUGUCAUCUAUGUGCCGGUAUCAAACACAAAGUCUUGCUCCGCCGUCUGCUAGCCACAUUCUUUGAUAGAAACACUUUAGCCAAUAGCUGUGGGACUGGUAUACGUUCUUCUACUAGUGACCCCAGUCGGAAACCCCUGGACAGCAGGGUCCUCAACGCUGUAAAACUCUACUGUCAAAAUUUCAACCCUAACUUCAAGGAGAGUGAAAUGAAUGUGAUCGCUGCCGACAUGUGCACAAACGCGAGGCGUGUCCGCAAGCGAUGGUUGCCCAAGAUCAAGUCCAUGCUGCCUGAUGGCAUGGAGGUGUACCGUGCGGGAAUGGGAAUGGGUGCUGCUGUGGGUCUGGGCCUGGCACUAGGUGCCCCUCAACCAGGGGUAUCCCUUCCCUUUGAGCCUGACUUCAAGACCCUUGAGCAAAGGUUGUAUCCAGAUCGCAAGGACCCUCUCAGGACUCACCCACCGCUGACAGAGGGCAGCCCUGGGUCUGGGGCAGCUGGAGCAGAGGCUGAAGGUGAAGGAGUCGCCCAGGAGGAACAGGAGGAAGACGAGGAUGAAGCUGGGUUGGAAGGUGUAGAUGGAUCACUGGGGGCGCCAACCUUGAUCCCAGGGGCUGAGGCAGGCAAUUGUGGUGACACGCCGCCUGAGCAGGAAGUGGAAAGUUUUGGACAAGGUCUGAGAGUGAAUGGACAGUGAAUGUCCUUUUGGGCUGCCUCUCAUUUUGUGAAAUCUGUUUAACACCACAUUUUCUUUUGCUUGCAUCUCGUCCACCACUUCUCCUCCUCUGUGCUUCCUCAACAGGAAUUAUCAGCACAAAAAGCCGCGCUCGUAGAUCUUACUAACGGAAAUUUGUCACACAUGCAUGCACACACGUGUGCUUGUGGACACACAUUCUUACUGAUCGCGGAAGCAGACACAGGCAUGGCAUUAGCACAUGAAGAAAAUCAAUGAUUUCUCCUCCACCCUUUUCUCAUGUAUUCAGUAUUUACUCAGUAUUUCAGCACAUGCAAACAUAGUACAAAGGCCCGAUAGCAGAACAAAUGACUGUAAUGAUUCAUGAUUUCAGUGCAAUACAAAAGCAGUAGCUGCUUUGCUGGCAGUUUAUGGAGUGUACUAUAAUGGUUUGUAAAAUGAUUCCGUUUUCCUGGAAAGCUGCUUCUAAAAAUAACUUGUGUAACCUUGGGAAAAACAGAUCAGAGAAACUUUGCUCCUUUUAAAAAUCAGCUUAUUUUUGCAGUGUUUGACCACUUUACAUCAUAUUGUUGUAUGAUAAAUGUGUGUGGAUAUAUGAAAAAAAAAAGAUUGUGUUGUAAUUAAAGGUCAAGUGCUGUAUUAGCAGUUACCAUUAAACUGAACAAUUUUUAUUUCCUGAUAAAACAGCAACAUCAUUUUUAUGAUAAAGAUGAGGAAAGGGUUUUUUUCCCUAGGAAACCUCUCCACAAUCUAACAAAUAAUCUAUCACAUGGAGUUGUUUUUUCAUGCACAUUUGCCCGUGACACAUUGGAUUAGAUUGUCAAUGUGAUGCCUGUGUCUGCUCCAGACAGUCCCUCCAAACCACACACACGCGCACAUACAGAAACACACACGCACAUGUGCGCACAUUUCCCACCUUAUGAUACUAGCCUUUAAUAUCUGCACCAAUGCGUUGAAAAUACACCGUUCAGUAAAAAAAAAAAAAAAUGUAACAAUGCUUUUUAACUUUGAAAAAUCCUUUUAAAUUACACCAUUCUGUCUUGGAGA